AUGGAUGACUACAGAGACGCCGGUGAGACUCAAUCCAAGUACAAAGGAAUCCGUCGCCGGAAAUGGGGAAAAUGGGUAUCGGAGAUUCGAGUUCCGGGAACUCGCGACCGUCUCUGGUUAGGCUCAUUCUCCACCGCGGAAGGCGCCGCCGUGGCACACGACGUAGCUUUCUACUGUUUACACCAACCCAAUUCACUCGAAUCUCUCAAUUUCCCUCACUUGCUUCCUCCUUCGAUCGCCUCCAAAACUUCGCCCAGAUCCAUCCAGCAAGCUGCUUCCAAUGCCGGAAUGGCCGUUGACGCCGGAAUCGUCCACGGUAACGGCGCUGGUUUCAUGUCCGGGAACCCUGGGUACGGAGAUACGACGACGUAUUGUGCGAGCGGAGGUCAAGCACUGGAGCCGUUGAAUAUAUCGGUGUAUGAUUAUCUGGACGGUCACGAUCACGUUUGA
Thlaspi arvense is the source of this 450-nucleotide messenger RNA. Lineage: Eukaryota; Viridiplantae; Streptophyta; Magnoliopsida; Brassicales; Brassicaceae. The record is from the annotation of a GenBank genome assembly.